Phacochoerus africanus (Common warthog) is the source of this 936-nucleotide messenger RNA. RefSeq names its product olfactory receptor 4P4-like. The record is from RefSeq and is a predicted model, not a curated record. Lineage: Eukaryota; Metazoa; Chordata; Mammalia; Artiodactyla; Suidae. Gene Ontology annotation, cellular component: membrane. Gene Ontology annotation, molecular function: G protein-coupled receptor activity; olfactory receptor activity. Gene Ontology annotation, biological process: G protein-coupled receptor signaling pathway. Bases 1 to 936 code for a protein of 311 amino acids. The transcript has a single exon.
AUGAAAAAUCACAGAAAUAUAUCAGAGUUCAUUCUUUUGGGCCUGUCCUCUGACCAGAAGAUACAGAUAUUUUGCUUUAUAUUGUUCUUAUUGUGUUACGUUGCCAUCUUGGUGGGAAACCUUCUGAUCCUUGUCUCCAUUCGAUGCAGUGUCCUUUUUCACCAACCGAUGUACUAUUUCCUCAGCCACUUAUCCUCCAUGGACAUCUGCUAUACCUCCUGUGUGACACCCAAACUGAUAGGUGACCUGCUCCUGGGAAGGAAAACCAUCUCUUACGGUAACUGCUUGUUGCAGGUCUUUACCAUGCACUUUUUUGGCAUCAUUGAAGUUUUCAUCCUGACAGUCAUGGCCUUUGACCGCUGCGUUGCCAUCUGCAAGCCUCUCCACUACAUGAUUAUCAUGAGUAGGACAAGAUGCAAUCUUCUGGUCUUGGCCGCCUGGGCUGGGGGGGCUGUCCAUUCCUUUUCUCAGUUCUCGAUGGUCAUCGGUUUGCCCUUCUGUGGCCCCCGUGAAAUUGAUCACUAUUACUGUGAUAUGUUCCCUUUGCUGAAAGUGGCCUGUAGGGAUACCCACAUUACUGGUGUCCUUGUGGUUGCCAAUUCAGGGAUGGUUGCCUUAGUAACCUUUGUUCUCUUGUGUGGGUCUUAUGGCAUCAUCUUAUUUACCUUAAGACAUCACUCAGCUGAAGGAAGGCGCAAGGCCCUCUCUACCUGUGGGUCUCACAUCACCGUGGUGGUAUUAUUUUUUGGACCUUCAAUCUUUGCCUACCUCAGACCCCCUACCACUUUCCCUGAGGAUAAAAUAUUUUCUCUCUUUUAUACCAUCAUAGCUCCUAUGUUCAAUCCUUUAAUCUAUACUCUGAGAAAUUCAGAGAUGAAAAAGGCCAUGAGAAAGGUUUGGUGUCCAAAGAUGUUUUCAGAAGGAAAUCAUAAUUGA